GAUGGGUGAAGCAGGCUCCGUAGAGCUGUCCCGCAUGGAUAGUGGAUGGUCGUGGAUGGUGCUGGCCUUUGCCUGGCUCUCCUCCUACCUGUUUGCCUCGAUAGGUGCUUCAGCUGGCAUCUUACAGGUCCAGUGAGCGGUUUAUUCGCCAGUCUUCUGUCCGUGAGAGUGACCAUCUUUGUGGGCGUGAUUCUCAUCAGUACUGGACUACUCCUCGCCAGUUUCUCCUACUCUCUUCCCGCCCUCGUCUUUUUCUACGGCAUCGUUGUUGGCGUGGGAUUUGGAGUCUCCUACUCGGCCCUGGUUGUCGUGGUCAGCUUCCACUUUGAGAAACACCGCAUGCUGGCCAACGGAAUCCUGCUGUGUGCCCCCGGACUAGGACAGAUGACCAUACCUUACCUGGUGCGAUACCUCAUCGACGAGCAAGGCUGGCGCUUCACCGUCGUCAUCAAUGGUGCGAUUAUACUGCACAUCCUCUUGUGCUCUGCUUUCUUCUCCCCGACCCCCAUGGAAAGAAAAAGUAUGGUGGACUGGUCUCAAGUCUGCCGCUCCAGAGAAUCUCGUAAAAAUAAGUAUACCGAUGAUGGGGAUGAUGAUGAUGAUGAUGAUGAUGAUGAUGAUGAUGAUGAUGAUGAUGAUGAUGAUGAUGAUGAUGAUAGUAAGAAGAAGACGCCAGCGACGGAAAUUGUCAAGAAAAAUGGUCUGACAUUGACACCGACUGAUGUUAGAAAGUUUGAUAGUGCGGAUGAUUUUGUCUCAAAUGAGAUAAAUCCUAAAAAGAUGGGGAUGAACGGUUUCCUUGAUAUAGCAGACGGGCGAAAAGCAAGCCUGAGCCCUAGCACAGUUUCAGUUCCAGUCGCCUCCACCAAACCGAACAAACUCCACGCCCCUUUUCUCAUUUCCGGAACAACUCCAGACACAAAGGCCACCCCGACACCGUCUCUAGUGGAUGUGCAGGUAGUGGACACAGCAACGCCUGAAGGCAGCGUCCCUACGUCGCUAGGCAACGGCAACGUCAUCGCUCAUCGUUUCCUGCAAGCGUUCAGAGACCGUGCCGGUUCGGACGCUAGUCGUGCUUCCGGUCUGAGUGUGACGACCUACAAAAGUCAAAUGUCACCGCAGCUCGGACGUCUGCAUGUGAAGGACAGGUCUGAAUCCGUGCGUCUGAGUUCGAGUCUUCUUUGGGCAUCCACGGAGUUUGGAAGUUCGAUUCUGUUGCCCAUAAAAAUCGAGGAGAUCGCAAGCCCUGAAGGGGAAGAGUUGGAGAAACACGAAACACUGUGGCAAAGAACGAAGAGGAGUUCAGCCCCCUCUGGUGUUGCUUCUCUUCUUCCUGGAAGUCUCCAACGGUUUGUUCCUGGGCCUGGCGCCUCUCUACGCCACCACCACCACAGGGAUCUUCAUCAUGGAGG
This is a messenger RNA of Aplysia californica (California sea hare), 1412 nucleotides long. RefSeq names its product monocarboxylate transporter 14. Gene Ontology annotation, biological process: transmembrane transport; monocarboxylic acid transport. Gene Ontology annotation, molecular function: monocarboxylic acid transmembrane transporter activity. The record is from RefSeq and is a predicted model, not a curated record. NCBI's taxonomy places the organism in Eukaryota, Metazoa, Mollusca, Gastropoda, Aplysiida, Aplysiidae.